UGUAGGUUUGGCGUUUGGAAAGAAAUCAAGUGUCAAGUCCCAGUCUAAUAAUUAAUCAAAAUUGUCAAUGUUUGUAUGUUAUUGACACGGUAGUUAGUUUUGAUCUAUAUUAUAGUUUGUAUAUUUAUUUUUACUGCCCUGUCGAGCGAAGACCUUGGGGCUCUACUUACCUGCAACUAAGUUGUAGCAUCAACGAUGGGUGGGGGAGGUCAGCGCGCUCCUAGUAGAUCGACGUGAUAGUGGCACUCUGGCACUCGGCUGUCGACAGUCGCGGGUGUACCAUGGAGCAGACGACGUCCCCGCCGCACCUGGACAUCACCGUCCUAGCUGAGGAGUUGGAGGCGGGAGCGGCGACUGUGCUGGAGGCGAUCAGACCCGCCUGGAGUGUGGACAAAGUCACUUACAAGUUGUUCACAGAUGGAAUCACGAACAAGUUAAUCGGUUGCUUCAACUCGGCAAACGGAUCUUCAGAUGUUGACAUCAUCCUCGUGAGAGUGUAUGGACCGAACACAGACCUUCUGAUCAACCGGAAAACCGAGCUGGAGAAUAUUAAGCUCCUACAAGGUGUUGGGUUUGCUCCGCCGCUGUUUGCAACGUUCAACAACGGCCUGGCCUACCAGUACAUACCAGGAGAGGUGUUGACUGUAGAGACGGUGAGAUCGCCUGAGAUAUAUCCUCACGUCGCGCGACGGCUUGCGCAGCUGCAUCGGCUGCGGCUCCACGAUUGCCAACACGAGCCCAUGCUAUGGCCGGCACUGGACAAGUUCAUUAAGCUCAUACCGCAACAGUAUAGCGAUCCGGACAAGCAAAAAAGGUUUGCGUCUCUUGUGGCAGGAGGUGUGCAGAGUUUGGCCGAGGAGUGCGAGUCACUCCGUAGCGCGCUCAGUCACCUUCACUCUCCCGUUGUGUUUUGUCACAACGACCUGCUACUAGGAAACAUCAUCCGCACGCCGAGCUCAGUCAGCUUCAUAGACUACGAGUACGCAGCGUACAACUACCAGGCUUUCGACAUCGGCAACCACUUUGACGAGUUCGCUGGGGUGAGUGAUGUGGAUUUCUCCCGAUAUCCAGAACCCCAGCUGCAGCAAGCCUGGCUGCAGGUUUACUUAGAGGAAUUCCUCGGUCGCUUUCCGAACGAUUCGGAAGUCACUACACUCUACGAACAAGUCAACAAGUUUGCCCUGGCCGCUCACUUCAUCUGGGGCAUCUGGGCUUUAGUGCAAGCGCAGCACUCAAACAUCGAUUUUGACUUUGUACAGUAUGCGGCUUUGCGGCUGGGUGAAUAUUUCAAAAACAAGAGUUUGUUACUUUCAGAACACGAGUCCAGUUGAUAGUCAUCGUUACAUUUACACUGGAUUUUAGUGCUCAAACCCAUCAACGGCGUUGAAGUAGUGAUCAAAUCUGUCAACGAGACGAAACUGAAGUUAAAUGCCCAAAACUUGUGGUGCCAAAUAUAUUAUAAACAUUACCAGUGUCGUAUAUCAUUAAGCAUCGAUUGUCUAUGAAAUCUCACGGUUUCUGAUCUUUUUGUAACUGUACUAUUAUUGAAUAUUUUAUUUUGUGAUAUUUGUACUUGUGCGAUGAUUUUUUGCAAUAUUUAAUUUGUAUAUUUUGGCGUAUUAUAGAAUUUUGCAUUGUCUGAAGUGAUUUUGAUGUGAUUUUUUGUUUCUAUAUCAAAUCACGUUUAACUAGUUUAUCUUAAAAAAAGUUACCAUUGUGGUAGGGAGAAGUCACAAAGAUCGUGGAAUAUAAAUUUUAUGUCAGUGUUUUUAUAAAAAAUAUUGUUCACCUUGUGUGAUUCUUUAGAAGAAUUUAUAGUUGGAUUUAAAUCUUUCAAGGUGAAAGCUCACAGAAAGAUUGUUUUUUGUAGCAUUUGAUGCUAGUCAUGGUCGGUAAUGUUUGGAAAAAGUAUAACUAGGCACGCCACCGUCCUGCCAUCACACAUGCUUUAUGAAAUCUUGUAUUACUUAGUUAAGGCAACCAAAUCAGUUUCAUCACACACAUUCCGUUAUGAAAAUUACUAAGAUAAUUGUUUGAUGAAAAUUGCAACAGCUGUUUUUAUUCAUCUAUAAAUUAAAUAGAAAUUUGGAAACAUUGCUUAAUCUUUCUACAGACCAUUUGUAUGCAGUAACUUAUACACAUACUCCCUUAGUAGAUUUCUCAUCCUUAUGGAACAGCUGAAGACAAUUUGAUUGUUAAUUCUGUACGGUUUUUGUAGAUGUCGUGUUUUGUUUACAAUUUUUUUCCCAUUAUUACAGCCAUUUAAAACCUCGUUUAACCAAAUAAUACGAUCUAAUCAUAAACAAUAACUUGUCCCCUAGUUAUAUAACCAAACAGUAAAGCACAAAUCAAGAAAUUAACCCUAAAAUAAUAGAAACAAAGUUUUGUCGACACUAGCGCCCAUGUGUCACGUACAUGAACUAGACACGAAAAACGUGCUUCAAAAUUUACAAUGGGAUGAGAAGUCUACUUGUGUUGGUUAGUCUAUGCUUAUACUAUAGUUUUCUCUUUGUUUUUCUAUUUGAAUUUAUUGAUUCCAGUGUAAUAUAGUUUUAAGGUUAUUUAUGCAUUUAUUUAACAAACAAGACUACUUAUUUUGUUCCAUAAAUAUUUUGUUGUUAAUAAAAUUUUAUCCAUA
Molecule: messenger RNA, 2638 nt
Organism: Macrosteles quadrilineatus (aster leafhopper)
Lineage: Eukaryota; Metazoa; Arthropoda; Insecta; Hemiptera; Cicadellidae
Gene: eas
Product: ethanolamine kinase 1
Exons: 7
Coding region: 282-1331 (349 amino acids)
Biological process (GO): phosphatidylethanolamine biosynthetic process
Cellular component (GO): cytoplasm
Molecular function (GO): ethanolamine kinase activity
Source: RefSeq, a predicted model, not a curated record